AUGUCGUCUCGAAUCAUGUGUUCCCAAUGGCCUCCAGCACCCUGCGUCGAAGACGAGCCGGAUUCCCUCGCCCGCGAAUUAGAUGGACUCGCCAACAUGGGCGACAAACCCGGACUCGAGGGUGCCUGUACCCGGGGCAAUGUUGACCAGAUCCCGGUUAUCAUGACUCCCAACAUGGCUUCGUCAUCGUCAUUCUGCUCUUUCACUUCUGUCCCCAAUGUGCCCGGACCGGGCAGCAAUGUCUCGUCAGACGACAGUUCCGGCCCGAUCACGCCGCCUGCAACUCACGAUCCGGUUUUCGAUGCAACAGCCGGAUCGCGCUUGGACGGUUGCCCUCAGCGGGCUCCGUCGUCUUCGUCAAGCAGGAUCCGGGGCCGAGCAUCCCAGCCUGAAGUCUUUCAGAAACCCCUCUGUGAACUCAACACGCCAUGGCCAUCCCGCCCACCCUCUUUGUCGCGGGGAAACAAUUACAACGGAGUCUCGGUAGAGAGUACUUCUCACGAUUCGCAUGGAAUGGAAGGGCCCGGUCACUCGCGUCCCCGUGGCCCUGUGUAUAGCAAGCAUCCAGUGAAACCCGUGAACGUUUCAACGCUCGCAGAUCGAAUGGAGGAAAAGCUCAAAUUGAGACAGAAGCAGCGCGAGUCCGUGCCAAUAUCUAAUCCGGAAUCACGCAAGCACACCACAAAGGGUGAAUCUCUUAACACAGGAGUGGGUUCUAGCGUUCCAACUUCGGCGCCUCAUUCACCAUCUCCCAAACCUCGUGCUGCCCCGAGCACUCGAUCAUAUCAUGAACAGCUUCCGCCCACCUGCAAAAGCCACUUCGAGACCCCCAAGUCAGGACAGGUCACAAUCCCGGCCUAUGCAAAGGAAUGGCUCAAACCGAACCUCGCCCAGCAGGAAUCCUGCUGCCACUCAGCAACCCUCCAACGCCUCAGGACUAUGUCUCGCUCCGUGUCCUCGUGCCACGCCAACUACUUCGUUCCCAGCCAGCCGAAGCCCGCCAGCCAAAAGACCCGCUGCACAUUCUCCAAUCCAUGGACCCGGCUCGCCUGGACACAGAUGAUCAAAAAUCAUCACGACAGUCUCGAGAUGCUCUACCAAAUGACCCGGCCGCCACCAGGAGCAUGGCCGUGCCCGGGUCGCACCGCAACCGAGCAAACCUGGCACCGAAUCAUCGAUCCAGAGACAGGCUCAUACCUCCCCCCGCUUCUACAUGUGUGGCGACUGUGCCCGCAACAACACUCCUGUGACCUGGUAACCAGCAGCCCGCGCUUCAUCCGCUUCAUCGACCUCCUCGACGCGGCUGCCACGCGCGCUGAAGCAUCACACUUACCCCGGCCCGACACCCGUGAACUCAUUGCCUACGCCCGCCGCAAAGUCGCCCUGCGCGACUGCCGACGAGACCGCCCCGUAUUCUCAACGUGGCACUAUAUCGCCGCAUUACCAGAGCUCUCCGUCUGCGAAGACUGCUACGACGAAGUGAUCUGGCCGCUCGUGCGAGCCCGCCACCGGAUCGCCCGCUUAUUUUGUCCGUCUCUCCAUCUUUUGCCCGGUGAGGGGCCGAAUCACUGCCGCAGAGCGAGUUGCCAGAUGUACUCGCCGCGCAUGCGUGCUUGGUUCCGGGAUGCGGUGGUUCAAGAUGACUUUGCGACGCUAUGCUCGGUUGCGCUGAGGCGCUUUGACGCUGAGCGCAGGUUUCAUCAUCGUAGGGAUGAGCUGCUUGAGGCUGAGGCGAGGGGGUAUCAUGUUUCUGAUGAGAUGAGGAAGGCAGUGGAGGAGUGGAGGAGAUGGGAGUGA
Penicillium lagena is the source of this 1797-nucleotide messenger RNA. RefSeq lists its product as uncharacterized. The coding region runs from base 1 to 1797 and encodes 598 amino acids. The record is from RefSeq and is a predicted model, not a curated record. Lineage: Eukaryota; Fungi; Ascomycota; Eurotiomycetes; Eurotiales; Aspergillaceae. The transcript has 4 exons.